Messenger RNA from Limanda limanda (common dab), 1665 nucleotides. Its product is annotated as phosphatidylinositol 3-kinase regulatory subunit gamma-like. Gene Ontology annotation, biological process: insulin receptor signaling pathway; phosphatidylinositol phosphate biosynthetic process. The record is from RefSeq and is a predicted model, not a curated record. Gene Ontology annotation, molecular function: 1-phosphatidylinositol-3-kinase regulator activity. Bases 1 to 1665 code for a protein of 554 amino acids. NCBI's taxonomy places the organism in Eukaryota, Metazoa, Chordata, Actinopteri, Pleuronectiformes, Pleuronectidae. The transcript has 11 exons. Gene Ontology annotation, cellular component: phosphatidylinositol 3-kinase complex.
AUGGCAGAAGAGGAUUUCCAGCUCAGACCAGUCGACAGCGACGACUGCACAGAGGAGGACAAGCUCCAAUCAGCUGAUUUCCCAAUUCCAUCGCUAGCAUCCCUCCACCUCAGGGACAAGACUGUGGUCAUCAAGGAGAGCAACGUCCAUAUGGGAGAUAAUCCUCAGCACCCAUCUGUAUUUCCUGUGAUGAUGUCAUCACCCCUCAACCAAUCCCAGCAGCCGACAGAUAUGUCCAUGGCUACUAGGCCUGAUCAUUCACCAGCAGAUCAAGAGUUUUCGGAGUUGGGUCACGAUGACAGCGAGGCUCGGUCCCGUGCCCUGACUGCCUCUCUGCAGGAUCUUUCUUCGCUCGUUGAUCAGGAGGAUGUGUAUCCUGCCCUGAACAACAACUCAGCCAAGGAAGGAGAACUUCAACCCAAGAACAACAUAACCAAAGCGAUGGCAGCAUGCAACUGCAGUGUCGAUGACAACCAGCUGUCCCAUGCAGACUGGUACUGGGGCCACAUCUCAAGAGAGGAAGUAAAUGAGAUGAUGAGAAACACGCCCGAGGGCACAUUCCUGGUGCGAGAUGCUUCCAGUCGGGUGAAGGGGGAAUAUACUCUCACACUAAGAAAAGAUGCUUCGAACAGACUGAUAAAGAUUUUCCAUCAAGGGGGCAAAUAUGGCUUCUCUGAACCACUGGCCUUUUUGUCUGUGGUGCACCUGAUCCAGUAUUACCAGAACAAAUCACUAGCGCAGUACAAUUCCAAACUGGACAUACGGCUACUCUACCCCAUAUCCAGAUACCAACAGCAGGUUGUGAUGGAAGUUGACAUUGAUGCAGUUGGGGAACAGCUGAGGAUAUUUCAGGAUCGAUACAAAGAAAAAAGCAAAGAGUAUGACCAUCUGUUUGAGGAGUUUAACCAAACCUCCCAGGACCUGCAGAGCAAGCGGACAGCCAUCGAGGCGUUCAGUGAAAUCAUUCGGAUCUUCGAGGAGGAGUGUGAAACUCAAGAACGCUACAGCAAGGAAUACAUCAACAUGUUCCUCACUUUGCACAGCAGCACAGAAACGGACAACAGGAUUCAAAACAACCCUGAAGAGCUGCAGUCAAGGGUGGAGGAGAUUCACAACAGCAAGAAAAAGCUGGAGGACGAGCUGAGAAGAAAAGCCCUGGCUCACAUGGAGGUGGACAGGAAAAUCAACAGUCUGAAGCCCGACCUUGUUCAGCUCAGGAAAAUCAGAGAUCAGUAUCUCCUAUGGCUCACCCAGCACGGCACCAGGCAGAGCCAGAUCAACGACUGGUUGGGUAUCAGCACUGAAGACGAAGACCUGUACACCCUGGCAGAUGAUACACAUCAGGAGGAAAGGAGCUGGUACGUCGGUGGAAUGAGACGAAAGGAGGCAGAGGAGCUGCUGGAGGGAAGGAGGGAUGGGACCUUCCUCAUCAGAGACAGCCAGACACAGAGAGGCUCCUUUGCAUGCUCGGUUGUUGCGGACGGAGAGGUGAAGCACUGUGUGAUCUACAGGACGUCUACAGGCUAUGGCUUCGCUGAGCCCUACAACCUGCACUCAUCUCUGAGAGAGCUGGUCCUCCACUACCGACACACGUCCCUGAUCCAGCACAACCAGCAGCUGAAUGUAACCCUGGCCUGGCCCGCUCUCAGCCAGCAGCCCAGCUGA